AUGGCUCUUGAUGAUUCUUCACCACGCAUUGCAAUAUGGACUCAGGUGGUGCCAACGCUUGCCGUUGACCAUGCUUUCCUCAUGCAUGGGGUCUUGGCCGUUUCUGCCGCCCAUCUCGCACGAACUCGGCCCAAUCAGAGAGACAGAUAUUUACCGAUAGCCCACGAGCAUCACGAUCGUGGACUUGAAUUAUUUCAGGAGCUUGACCGAGCGGGAAUACCUUCGGCUAAUGUCCACUCUCUUCAUGAAGCCAAGAUUACUUUCAAGCUCAUGCAAGUAGUUUUGUCUCUUGCGCUUACUGAGCCUACACGUGACGCCGACCAAGACCUGGAUAGUUUUACAGACUGGUUAGUCUCGCUACGUUUCUUCUUCAGGACAGCUCACCAACUCUAUGAUGGCCUUGGGGGCCGCGAGAGCCGCAUCACCGCAUUACUGCGCCGCGCAGAAGAUGGCCCACCAGAGCUCUCCAGGUUGGAUGAGGGCCUAGAAAAAUCUCUUAAUCUCCUAGACGCCAAGAACCGUACAAGCGAGAACAACACUUCGGCCAUUGAUAAAGAGCACAUUAGCGACGCAAUUGCCAAGACUAAGCUAUGGAUGCGUCUCGUCUCGCUACGACCUCGGACCGCCUUGUUUGUUGCUACUUGUGCCAUUAACCUGGGCGCUGACUUUUUCCGGCUGGUGAAGCAAAGGAACCCCGAGGCGCUCAUGGUCAUGGCUCAUUUUCUGGUGCCCAUGUGUCGUAUGCCCAAGCGGUGGUUCUGGGACGGCCGGUUCGAUGGGAUUAUUGCGACAAUUGUAAAGAUGCUGCCGGCUGAAGACUGGCAGGUCCAUCUAAAAUGGGUGUUGGGACAAGUCGACAUAUCCAAUCCCUAA
Pestalotiopsis fici W106-1 is the source of this 873-nucleotide messenger RNA. RefSeq lists its product as uncharacterized. The coding region runs from base 1 to 873 and encodes 290 amino acids. The record is from RefSeq and is a predicted model, not a curated record. The transcript has a single exon. Gene Ontology annotation, molecular function: DNA-binding transcription activator activity, RNA polymerase II-specific. Lineage: Eukaryota; Fungi; Ascomycota; Sordariomycetes; Amphisphaeriales; Sporocadaceae. Gene Ontology annotation, biological process: regulation of transcription by RNA polymerase II.